AUGUUUUGGGUAAUAUUUAUUUUAUCCUUAUUUUCUGUUUGUAAUGCUAUUCUUAUUACUAAAAUACAAAAUAUUAUAAUAGUUGGUAAUAUCUAUAAUACUUUAUUGAAUGUAACACAAGAUCAAUGCAUAUGUGAAAUGAUAAAAGUAAAUGAUUCAAUAUCUGCUUUGAAUUAUUUUUCAACAAAUCAAACUUGUCAAUUAUUUCGUUCAAAUAGUAGUACAAUUUUUGUUGAAUUUUAUUUAAAUUCUACUGUUAUAUUUCUUAAUCAAUCGUCAAUAUCAAUAUUGAAUAUUCUAGAAUAUCAGCCGAGUACAUCAUCAUCAACAGCAAUACCAUCAACAUCACCGUCAGCAAUAUCAUCAUCAACAUCAACAACAACAACAGCAUCAUCGUCAUCAUCAACAACAUCAUCAACAACAUCAAAAACAACUUCAACAACAACUACAACAUCAUCAUCAACAUCAACAUCAACAACAACGUCAACAACAACAUCAAAAACGACUUCAACUUCAACAACAACAUCAUCGUCAUCAUCAACAACAUCAACUACAACAUCAACUUCAACAACAACUGCCUGCAACUUUUUUCAUAAUCAAGUUACUUAUCCAGUUGGUAUUAACCCACGCUCAGUAGCAGUCGUCGAUGUGAAUAGUGAUAAUAAACCUGAUAUUAUUGUUGCUAACUCUGGUUCGAAUACCGUUGGCAUUCUUCUUAACGCAGGCAACGGCACUUUUAGUGCUCAAACUAAUUAUACAGUUGGCUCUAGUCCACGCGCACUAGCAAUCGUCGAUGUGAAUGGUGAUAGUAAAACUGAUAUUAUUGUUGCAAACUAUGGAUCGAACAACAUCGACGUUCUUUUCAACACGGGGAGUGGCACCUUUAAUACUCAAACUGCUUACUCACUUGGCGCAGAUCCAUCCUCAGUAUCAUUUGUCGAUGUGAAUAGCGAUAACCAACCUGAUGUUAUUCUUGCAUACUAUGGUUCGAACACCGUCGGUGUUUUUCUCAACGCAGGCAAUGGUAACUUUAAUAAUCCAACUACAUACUCAGUUGGCGCAAAUCCAUCGUCAGUAUUAGUUGUCGAUGUGAAUAGCGAUAACAAACUCGAUAUUGUUGUUGCGAACAAUGGUUCAAGCACCGUCGAUGUUCUUCUCAACACGGGGAGUGGUACUUUUAAUGCUCAAACUAAUUACUCAGUUGGCAUCAACCCAGUAUCAGUAGCAGUCGUCGAUGUGAACAGCGAUAAUAAACCCGAUAUUGUUGUUGCAAACUCUGGUUCGGACACCGUCGGUGUUCUUCGCAACACAGGCAAUGGCACUUUUAAUGCCCAAACUACUUACGCAGUUGGUACUACUCCAUACUCAGUAGCAGUCGUCGAUGUGAAUAGCGAUAAUAAGCCCGAUAUUGUUGUUGCAAACAGAGAUUCGAACAACGUCGGUGUACUUCUCAAUUUAGGCAACGGCACCUUUAGCGCUGAAACCACUUAUCCAGUUGGUUCUGUUCCAUACUCAGUAGCAGUCGUCGAUGUCAAUAGUGAUAACGAAUCUGAUGUUAUUGUUGCAAACCGUAAUUCGAACACUGUCAGUGUUCUCUUGCAUUGUUAA
Messenger RNA from Adineta steineri, 1608 nucleotides. The record is from the annotation of a GenBank genome assembly. NCBI's taxonomy places the organism in Eukaryota, Metazoa, Rotifera, Eurotatoria, Adinetida, Adinetidae.